Messenger RNA from Colletotrichum navitas, 2203 nucleotides. Its product is annotated as cytochrome P450. The transcript has a single exon. Gene Ontology annotation, molecular function: oxidoreductase activity, acting on paired donors, with incorporation or reduction of molecular oxygen; monooxygenase activity; heme binding. The record is from RefSeq and is a predicted model, not a curated record. Lineage: Eukaryota; Fungi; Ascomycota; Sordariomycetes; Glomerellales; Glomerellaceae. The coding region runs from base 286 to 2088 and encodes 600 amino acids.
CUCCCCAACUUGGUCAUUGCAGCUCUUGUGAUGGUGGCUGGGUGCAGGGCUGUGCAUCCUUCGCAGGAAAACAAGGUAUUGUCAACGUAGCUCGCGAUUACGAAGUAUUCUGCGCAAGGUUGUUCCGUUGCAGUCGGCCCGAAGCCGUGGCGUGUGGAGGGUUUCUGGCAAGAAAUAACCUGCAAAGUCUUCUUGUUUACGCCAAGGUCUCAUACUCUCAUAGUAUCAUGGUUCGCGAAAUGUUCUGCGUCUAAGCUGUCGUGUCAUCCAACCAUCGCGCGAACAAUGGCGCUCAUCCUCACCACCAUCGUUUCUCUGGGGGUUUUGUUUCUAUCUACUGCCGCAUAUCGGUUCAUAUCAAACGUCGUAGCCGCAAAGAGCACCGGUCUCCCGGUCCUCGUAUACCCAGUAGACCCAAACAACCUCUUCUGGAUUCUGGUGUCAGUCCCCUUGCGCCCGUGGCUGAAGCGGAAUAUCCCCACGCGUGUCUGGAAGCGCUUGGUGCUCACCAUAUACGGAUGGGAGUUUUACGAAAGGCGUCGCCCAUUCGAUGAAUAUGGAGCCGUAAAGGGCGGGCACAGAACCUUGGUGGUCGCCAGCGCUGGGGGUGUUGAGCUCUGGACCGCCGACCCCGUUGUCGCCACCGAGGUACUGAGACGUACCGGCGACUUCCACAUGCCGGCUUUGACCGGCCUGUUCCUGGGACAUUUUGGCCCUAACGUACUCACUACGAACGGUGAGAGAUGGGCGAGGCAGCGCAAGGUCGUGGCAGCCGUCAUCAACGACCGCAUUUCCAAGGCCAUCUUCGACUCAGCCAUCCGCCAGACGGAAGGCAUGCUCGGGGAGUUAUUCUCAAUCGAGGGCACAGAAAAGAGCCAGACAAACGUUGCCGAAUCCACGGCCUUAUUUGACAAUAUAAAGAGGAUCACUAUCCACGUCCUCAGUGAGGCAGGCAUGGGCGCGGUUGCGCCGUGGCGGCACCAAAGAAGCGAGAGGCCCAAGCCUGGAUUCCAGAUGACCUACAUCCAGGCCUGCAAAGUAGUCAUGGAGCAUUGCACUGGUGCCAUCGUCAUCCCCAACCCCGUGCUCCUGAACUGGCCGUCGUGGCUACCCGGUCAUCAGAGAAUGAGGCAGCUGGGAAUCGGCAAGCGCGAAUUCCCGAUCCACACCGAGUCCCUGCUCGACGAGGAACGCCGACGCAUCUCAAAUGGACAUGCCAUGGGCCCCGAGGGCAGGGCUACGAUUAUGAAUCACCUAUUGCGAGCUUCCGCGACGCAGGGCGACGCGCGCGACGGCCUGACCCAGGAGGAGCUCAAGGGGAAUUUGUUCCUCUUCACCGCAGCCGGUUUCGAGACAACGGCCAACACUCUUACCUACGCCCUCGUCUUGCUCGCGAGGUAUCCGGAAUGGCAGGAUUGGCUCUUCGGCGAGGUUGACAGCCUGAUGAGCCUCGCGGAAGAAGGCCUGGAACCCGACUACGCUGCCGUGUUUCCAAAAGUUAGGCGCAUCAUGGCCGUCAUGCUUGAGACGCUACGCCUCUUCACGCCCACGGUCCACGUGAUUCGGACGAGUCCGACGGCGCAGAAGUUGGACGUGUCAAACGGCACCAUUCUGCUACCGGCCAGUGCCACUGUACUCAUAGACAACAUCGCGUUGCACAUGGAUCCCAAAGCAUGGCGCGAUAACAACCACGAGUCCGACCCAGCCUUCGUACAGGAGAGCACCGGCGGCGAAACUGUUCCCGACGAAUGCCGUUUCCGCCCCUCGCGUUGGAUCGACAACACCGGCAAGGCCGGAAGGACACUAGUUCAACCUCCGAAAGGCUAUUUUAUUCCGUGGGGGUACGGUCCUCGUGUCUGCCCCGGACAGAAGAUGGGACAAGUCGAAUUCGCGGCAGUCAUGCUGAAGCUGCUUCAUCAUCACCGCCUUCAGGCCGUUGCGCUGCCUGGAGAGGACAAGAGAGCUAUGGAGCAGAGAUUGGACGGUAUGAUGCAAAACAGCGUUCCCAAGAUGACUUUAGUCAUGGACGGUGUAUACGAUGUAGGCGAGAGUGGCGGCUUACGUAUGCGGAUCAUGAAGCGGGACUGAAGCGACGAGAUCUCAUAAGCAAUUCUCGAUGAUACAAAAGACAAUUAUAUUGAGGAAUGUAAGAAAACAUAGUUACGGAAAUACACUAUCUUAUACGACAGACACUUUACUCUCA